ACAACCUCAUAGUCUGCAGUGUGACCAUAGCCGCUGAAUCCGGAGCGAUGCCGUGCGCUCUAGGGUCCGGGUUUUCUUUUUCUCCCCUCCCAUCUAUUUCCUCCUCGCAUGCCACUAGUUUACCUUCACUUGUUCAGCCUUCACUCUGAGAGGAGGAGGAGGAUGGUAUGUGAUUGGCCAGGCGGGGGCUGGUAGUCCGGAGGCUGGCAUUGUGCUCCACGUUGAUCCCCGUGUUCUUGUUUACACCUUGCGGACGGGGACGAGGCAAGACUAAGACACCCAGGGUCCCCCCAGAACAGACUCAGGAGUCCAGUCAGCUGUGGACGCGGCAUCUCCCUUCUUCUGACAGCAUCUCCCCGUGGUACUCAUUUUGUAUGGUCGCAAAAUAAGUUUGUCUUCUGCUGGGAAUCGGACUUUCUAUCGCAUGAUUUAACCUCUCCAGUCAGAGCAGCAAUGCGUCAAACUUUUUGGUGACUUUUGUGUUACCACUGCGCUUAUCGCUCCCAGGCAACAGAGUAAGUGCAGCUUGGAAAUGAAAUCUACCAGGAAUUUGUUUCUUAAUAUUUGCGGGGUGUGAUAUCUACGGACCUUUUCAAAGUUUGAUUACAGGCGGAAAUGUUUUGAGCGUUGUAGUCUGUUUGCGACAACAGUCAAGAGUGAACUAUUUACCAAAACAACCACAUACAUCAAUUACUGGACUCUUUGGUGUUUCGCUCUUUCCUGUGGAAUCUUUUUCAGGAGCAGAGACUUUGUUGGACAAGAGCCACUUUUGUCAGAAACACCGCAGGUAACGCUGUGUGGGAAACCCCGGGACGUUUCGCAACGGUGUAUCCGGAAAAGAUGCUCUCUGUUCGGAUGAAGCGUGACCAAGGUCUCGGUCUUCUGGUUCUUCUCCUCUUGGUCGGGGGAUAUCUCGCGUCUGGCACUGAGAGUAGCGACUACAGUGAGGCCGAGGUUCUCCCCGACUCUUUCCCGUCGGCACCAGCAGAACCUCUCCCAGAAUUCCUGCUGGAACCGGAGGACGCUUUCAUCGUAAAGAACCGGCCAGUCCAGCUACGGUGCCGGGCAUCACCGGCCACCCAGAUCUACUUCAAAUGUAACGGAGAAUGGGUCAAUCAAAACGAUCACGUCACCAGAGAGAGCCUGGACCAGAUCACGGGUCUGGUGGUGCGGGAGGUGGACAUCUCGGUGUCGAGGACUCAGGUGGAGGAGCUGUUUGGGUUGGAUGACUACUGGUGCCAGUGUGUGGCCUGGAGCUCGGCCGGAACCACCAAGAGCAACCGUGCCUACGUUCGCAUUGCAUGUCAGUACCAAGGGGGUGUGUGUGUGUGUGUGUGUGUGUGUGUGUGUGAAGAAGGGAGAGUAUUUGUGUGCGUGCCUGCCUCUCUACAGGUGGACUGGUUGAAGAACGAGGAUGUCAUUGAUCCAUCGCAGGACUCCAACUUCCUGAUCACCAUCGAUCAUGAUCUGAUCAUCAAACAGGCCAGACUCUCAGACACAGCCAACUACACCUGUGUGGCUCGUAACGUGGUGGCCAAAAGACGCAGCAGCACAGCUACUCUUAUUGUUUAUGUAAGCGGAGGCUGGUCUUCCUGGACCGAAUGGUCAGAGUGUAACGCUCGGUGUGGGCGGGGCUGGCAGCGACGAACACGCAGCUGCACCAAUCCGGCCCCUCUGAAUGGAGGAGCCUUCUGUGAAGGCCCGCCCUUCCAGAGAGUGACCUGCACCACACUUUGCCCAGUGGAUGGAGGAUGGACAGAGUGGGCAAAGUGGUCCGCCUGUGGGACAGAGUGCACCCACUGGCGCAGUCGCGAGUGCCAAGCCCCCCCACCUAGAAAUGGAGGAAAGCACUGCAGUGGCAGCAUGAUGGAAAGCAAAAACUGCACUGAGGGGUUGUGUGCACGCACGCUGCCCCCAGGUAUGGGUGUCGCAGUCUAUGCUGGUCUGGUGGGGGCCCUGCUGCUGUGUGUGAUUCUGGUGUUAUGCGUGGGAGUGCUCGCAUAUCGCCGCAGAUGCCGCCAUCUCCAUGGAGACAUCACCGAUUCGUCAUCUGCUCUCACUGCCGCCUUCCACCCUGGCAACUACAAGCCUCCCAGACAGGAUAACCCUCACCCUCUGCAUCCCUCAGCUCCACCGGAUCUGACAGCCACAGCGGGGGCUUUCCGUGGGCCGCUCUUCUCCUUGCAGCAGGGGGUCAAUGACAGCCCCCACAAAAUCCCCAUGACCACCUCUCCCUUGCUGGACCCAUUGCCAAGUCUCAAAAUCAAGGUGUAUAAUGGCUCCACCCUUUCCUCGCUGAAGCUCCCCGCGGACAUGUGUUUAGGUGAUGGGGAGAUCCUCAGCCUGAAGUCAGUGGGCACUAUGGGUAGAGAGCGAGAUUACCACAGCCACACCCUCUCCAGAGAGCCUGGGCUGAGCACCAGCGCCACCCUGGGUAAUCUGGGAGGACGCCUUACCAUCCCCAACACAGGUGUGAGUCUGCUGAUCCCCCCUGGCACAAUACCCCAGGGGAAGUUCUAUGAGAUGUACCUUAUUAUCAACAAGUGGGACAAAACAACGCUACCCUCUGAGGGAAGUCAGACUGUACUAAGUCCCGUGGUGAGCUGUGGCCCAUCCGGUAUGCUGCUGAAUCGUCCUGUGGUUCUUACUUUGCCGCACUGUGCCCAGCUAGACACACCUACACCUGACUGGUCCCUCACACUCAAGACACAGACUCACCAGGGGGCAUGGGAGGAGGUGCUGACAGUAGGAGAGGAGACUUUGUCGUCUCCGUGUUACUUGCAGCUGGAGGAGGAGUGUUGUCAUGUUCUCAUGGAGCAGCUGGGAACAUACGGUCUUGUGGGCCAGUCCUGCCCUCCGCAGCCCGCCUGCAAACGCCUGCAGUUGGCACUGUUCGCCCCUCGAGCACCCUGCCUCUCCCUGGACUACAGCCUUCGUAUCUACUGCAUCCAUGACACCCCACAUGCAUUCAAGGAGGUGCUGGAUUUGGAGAGGAGUCUAGGAGGAGUUUUGCUGGAGGAUCCCAAGCCUCUGCUGUUCAAAGACAGCUAUCACAACCUGCGCCUGUCCAUCCACGACAUCCCUCACACUCACUGGAGAAGCAAACUUCUGGCAAAGUAUCAGGAGAUCCCAUUCUAUCACAUCUGGAGCGGCAGUCAGAGACCCCUGCACUGCACCUUCAGCCUAGAGAGAGGAAGCCUGGCUGUGUCGCAGCUCACCUGUAAGAUCUGUGUCCGACAGGUGGAAGGGGAGGGACAGAUAUUCCAGCUUCAUACGGAUAUUCAGGAGACUCUACCCCCGCACUCACCCCUCCCCUCAGGAGGCACCUGCCUGCCUUCCUCUCAAGUGGGACCCUAUGCCUUUCGCUUGCCUGACUCCAUCCGCCAGAAGAUCUGUGCCAGUUUGGAUGCACCCAGUGCUCGAGGAUGUGACUGGAGACUCCUGGCACGCAGUCUGGGCUUUGACAGGUACUUGAACUACUUUGCAACAAAGCCCAGCCCCACAGGUGUUCUACUGGACUUAUGGGAAGCUUGUCACCAGGCUGACGCAGACCUGGUCUCUCUGGCGACUGCGCUGGAAGAAAUGGGCAAAAGUGAGGUGUUAGUUGUCAUGACAACAGAUGGGGAUUGUUGAUUGGUCAAGGAACAAGAGAGCAAGCCAGACUUUUUUUUUUUUUUUUCUCUCCACCGUGAUGGAAAUAAGAACACCUGCCGAUGAAUAUGCACAAACCAUAAGCCCACAGAGCAUUUUGGUUCCGUCACAUGCAAUGUAUUACCUCUGCCUCAUCUUCCUUUUCACUGACCCCCGAUCAGCCACUGUAGCGACAUACCCACCGUAACCCAUUCCUAUGAUAACUGCUAUACUGAUGCUGCCUGAAUCCUCCAAAGUAAUGUUGCAUCUGCAAGAUGUGAAACCAAUUUGAGGGUACGAAAGCGUAAAAUGGGUGCAAAGUAAUGUCAUAUGUUGUGUUGACUGUCGUCUUCAAAGAUUGAAAAUUACGCUAUUUUUGUAUAUAAAUAACAAAAGCUUUGGGACAAACAAACAAAAUUCAUGUAUUCAAUACUAAAGCACGCACAAUAACACAAACAGACAAAUGCUAACACGGGAUUAGCCAUGUUUCAGUUGCAGCAUGAAAGUGCAUGAUUUAACACCAUCUCACCUCAUGGCAGGGGCUUUUGUUUUCUGCAUUGUCAUUCUGUGUGUGCAGUGAAUGACAGGCAGCGCCAACCUGUCUAAAACCUCCUCAGGCUAUAGACACACUCCAACACACACAGACAAACUGGUCAUUAACAGGCUCUGAAUCAGACUUGGAUUUCUUGUCCAACCACUUGGAUCGUCAACAAAUCCCAUGAGGUCCGAACCCUCAAGGUCGGAGGGCUUGAGCGUGUCGCAUUGCGCUUGAAAAAGAGCGGCCUCUUAGUUGUGGUAGGGUGGUGAAUUGUGACGUUCAUUUAAGAAUUUACGGAUACCUUGACCGACGGACUCUUUAUCUUGUACGAACAAAUGCCUCAAAGCCUUGGCAUACCAUUCCACCUCACGGGAAGGGGGGGUUCCUCUUUCUUCUAUCGCUCUGCCACACUCCUCCGAUCUGUUGAGAAUAAACUGCAGAAGAGCUUUCUGGUCAUCCGUUAAAAGUUUCCUUUGGGGAACGCUCUUUAAGUUAUUAUCCAUAUUUGUGGAUUUUUUUUUAAUUUCAUUGUCAUUGCUGUCACGAUCAUACAGAACCUGUUCUAUCAUCGGUGCUUAUUUAGGCUGCUGAGCUGCUGUGUUUUUUUUAACUCUAGUAAUGCAGGCCAAAUGGGAGAGCUAUGUGCUUAGUGGAUCUCUCAGUUGUGAAUAACAAAACCAUGUGUGUUUGUUAUUUUUAAUACGGUGCAUCUAUUUCAAAAUGUAAAAUGUAUUCUGUAAAACAUGAUUAGAGGCGGUCAAAUGUCCAGGUGAAAAUACUGUAUGCUGUAUUUCUUAGGCAUUGUGCUUUGCUGUAACUGAGGGCAGUUUUCCAUUGUUCAGAGAUGAAUAUUACAGAGUAGAUUAGCCUUUCCUUGAAUCAACUAGGCACCAAGGGACCAUAAAAUUGACCUCAACACUCAUACAUUAUGUUUCAAUCUAUUCUCUGUCCACCACUUAUCUAUGUGUCCAUCUGUCUAUCCAUCACCCUGUAACUCAUUAUGUCUCCCUUGUCUCAUUUUUAUAACAUAUUGUUAACCAUUUUACUAAGCCGCCUGCUUUGUGGUCAGGGUCCUCAAGCUUUUUGCAUUAUCGAUAUUGUUCUGUCAGUUAUUGUUAGACAGAAAUUGAAAUACCUUCAUCUUUUAACUUUGUUAAUACUUAAGUUCUGUGUGUUUUUGAGUCUUUUUCUCCCUCAAAGCAAAACAAGUGUUUGUAUCAUUGAAACCACAAAAACCAAAACACAGGCAGUAUCCCCCUCUACAGCAGUGAGUCAUGUCACUGUUUUGUGUGAAUGAACUGAAAACACACUUGUGUGUGUGUGUGUGUGAGUGUGUGUGAGUGUGUGGGUACGUGUGGGCAGGUGGGUGUGCACGUACAGUGUGUGCACACGCUUAAGAGCUGUCAUUUCUCUUUGUAAGUGCUAUGCAAGUACAAAAGAAAAGUGAAGCAUUUUGACUUCUUUUGUUUCCUGGAAGAGUAAUUCUAUUUUUUCAGAUCAGGGCAUUGACAGGGUUUUGAUUUUGUAUUCUUGAGUGGUUUAACAUUUUUGGUUACAGUGGUAUGUGUGGGAAUUCUUCAACUGGAUCGGAAGGAUUGGAUCACUGACCAAGAGAGUUACUAUUGAAAAAGCCCAUAUGGUAGAAGAAAACAAAGUGCGGUACAAUGGCUACAAAACAAGUUGUGACUAAUACCAUGAACUCGUGCCCUGCAGGUCUUUGUCUGUGAGGAAAUAACUGAAUGCAACCGGUUCAGAACUUUGGAUCCCUGAACAUUGCAGGACUAUUUUUUUUCGUUCCUCAAAUCUUGUUACAGAGACUGGCUAGCUGUAGACUACAGUGUUUAUUCGUCCAGAUUUCUCGAGUAUCUGUUGGAUCUUUGGCUAUAGCUCUGGAUCAUUUAUGCUGGAGCCGGACUGGAUUCUUCCUUGCUCCAAUAAAAGAGAAAUAUUUAGCCUUUGUUCACGAAGUCAGACAUUUUUAUGAAAAAAACCUAAAUGGAUUCAGUGACUUUAUUUUAACUCUGUAAAGUAUCAAUUGUAAAUAUACGUCUAGCCUUCUUACCUGUAACUAAAUAUAAUUUUUAUGCAAUAAAUUAUAUUUCUUAGUUUAACAAUA
Molecule: messenger RNA, 6284 nt
Organism: Anarrhichthys ocellatus (wolf-eel)
Lineage: Eukaryota; Metazoa; Chordata; Actinopteri; Perciformes; Anarhichadidae
Gene: unc5b
Product: unc-5 netrin receptor B
Exons: 15
Coding region: 841-3633 (930 amino acids)
Biological process (GO): anterior/posterior axon guidance; netrin-activated signaling pathway
Cellular component (GO): membrane
Molecular function (GO): protein binding; netrin receptor activity
Source: RefSeq, a predicted model, not a curated record